AUGCCAAUAAUGUUUGGGAGAACGAUAAAGAGGCCCCCCUGGAGACAAUGUAAGGUGGGAUCUCGGGAUGACCUUCAGGUCGGCCAGGCAUUGAACAACAAGGUGAUGGAAUUACAAGAGCAAGACUUCAACUUCACCAUCGACACUGCCUUCACAAAGGAGAUUAGGGUAGAACGCCUGCCCAAAGGCUUUAAGAUGCCCACCAUUGAGCAAUAUGGAGGUACAAUAGAUCCAGAGGCCCAUCUGGAAAGUUUCAAGUUUGUAAUGCUCUUCCGGGGAGCAUCGAGGCGCCAUCAUGUGCCGAGCAUUCCCCUUUACCUUGAAGGGCUCGCCAAGAGCACUGAGUGGUUCGAGUGUCUCAAGCCGCGAUCAGUCUCUAGUUUCGUGCAACUUGGACGAGCCUUUAUAGCCAACUUCAUGAGCAGCAGAGUCGACAGGAAGAUAAUGGCCAAUCUGUUGGCCAUCAGACAACGUUCCAAUGAGACUCUAAGAGCCUUUCUCACAAGGUUGAACAGCGAGGCAUUAAAAGUCUGGGACUUGGACCCUAUUGUGAAAUUCCAAGCCCUACGCAGUGGCAUCAGGGAUGUAGAAUUGAAGAAGUCCAUGAUCAUGGAUGAGCCUGCCGAUAUGCACAAUCUUUUCUCGCGCUGCGAAAAGCACAUCAAUCUUGUAGAGGUUCUUGCAGCCAAGCAAGAGAAGGAAAGAGAGCCAGAAAAGAAAAAUUAG
Molecule: messenger RNA, 726 nt
Organism: Telopea speciosissima
Lineage: Eukaryota; Viridiplantae; Streptophyta; Magnoliopsida; Proteales; Proteaceae
Exons: 1
Coding region: 1-726 (241 amino acids)
Source: RefSeq, a predicted model, not a curated record